Messenger RNA from Brenthis ino (lesser marbled fritillary), 735 nucleotides. The record is from the annotation of a GenBank genome assembly. Lineage: Eukaryota; Metazoa; Arthropoda; Insecta; Lepidoptera; Nymphalidae.
AUGUGGCUACAUUGCCAGUGUGAUAUACAAUAUUUGCCCACAGGCUUGCAGCUUGGCAAAUUUCAGUUCUCUUUUCCGGUUUAUCUGUGGAGUACGCGAGACGUCUGCCACAGGCUUCCCAAGAUGGGCGCUUACAGAUAUAUUCAAGAGUUGUAUCGUAAAAAGCUUAGCGAUGUUAUGCGCUUCCUUUUGCGUGUCAGAGUCUGGCAGUACCGCCAGUUGACUCGUAUGCAUCGCGCUCCAAGGCCCACUAGGCCAGACAAAGCUAGGAGACUAGGAUACCGUGCCAAGCAAGGAUAUGUUAUCUUCAGAAUUCGUGUUCGCCGUGGUGGCCGCAAACGCCCAGUACCAAAAGGUGCAACCUACGGAAAGCCCAAAAGCCACGGAGUUAACCAACUUAAACCUACACGCAACUUGCAGUCUAUUGCAGAGGAACGUGUUGGACGUCGCUGUGGGGGUCUGCGUGUGCUCAACUCAUACUGGGUUGCACAAGACUCUUCCUACAAAUACUAUGAAGUCAUCUUGGUUGAUCCUUCCCACAAGGCCAUCCGACGUGAUCCCAAGAUCAACUGGAUAGUAAAUGCUGUGCAUAAGCACCGUGAAAUGCGUGGUCUUACAUCAGCCGGCAAGAGUUCACGUGGUCUCGGCAAGGGACACAGAUUCUCUCAAACCAAGGGAGGCUCUCGCCGCGCCGCCUGGAUAAGACGCAACACCCUACAACUGCGUCGCAAGCGA